Xenia sp. Carnegie-2017 is the source of this 2549-nucleotide messenger RNA. RefSeq lists its product as uncharacterized. The record is from RefSeq and is a predicted model, not a curated record. NCBI's taxonomy places the organism in Eukaryota, Metazoa, Cnidaria, Anthozoa, Malacalcyonacea, Xeniidae.
AUGAGUGAUUUAAAAGAUAUAGUUCAAUUACCACUAUGCUCUAUUAGUUUGUCCACGCGUUCUACACACUUCUUAUCAAACAUUUAUGAAUAUAUUUUUCUCCGCGUUUGUAGUUAUGUCCGUACAAAGAUCAAAAUUCCAAUCAGUGUUGAACUAGCAGAUUGCGCCGCUCAUCUUUGGGAGUUCUUAAGAUUGGUCGAUGAUCAUCCGUGGUUAUAUGAAGGAUUGCACGUUCACAAUGCUGUACGACGAUACGAGCUGUUUUGGCUUCCAAUGGUUGCCAAAGCUGACCCGCGCAUUCCACUUGCACCUCCCCUCGACAUUAAAUGGAUUUGGUAUGUGCAUAUGAUAUCACCGUAUGCCUACAAUCGUGAUUGCCUGCAUAAAUUUGGGAGGGUGAUUCCACAUCAGAUAUUGUCGACAAAGGAACGUAACAUUGGGCUUAACCGCGCGAGAGAGAUGUGGACCAGAGCGUUUCCUAAUGAGCAGUUUAGUUUGGAUCUUGCAGGACCACCCAACAUCACCAACACCUUUGUAUCCAAGUUCUCCUAUGAUCUCUUUUCAGCUGCAUUGCGACAAAGGUUCUUCAACUAUCAAGUGACUCUUAACCAUUUCCGUGAUUCCAAGUUCCUCGAGAAAGCUAUAAAACGCUAUCGUGAAUUCCUCUGUGCCAAACUAGAAGAGCCUGGUUUGAAUCUGAAAGAGUGCUACGAUGUUCAACUAGUAUGGCAUUCUCAUUUAGUGCAUCCUAUUCAAUACAGGGACGACACUCGUAAAGUCUUCGGGAUGCUCAGUCAUUACGAUACCCAACCCCAACAGACGAUUGCUGGAGGACCACCCGUAGAAGAUAGCAAAGUAAAAGCCCCGAUCCCGGGGCAAUGUACCGUGGAGAGUAUGUCAUUUGUACCCGAGAGCAGAUAUUGCCAAAGGAAAAUUUUCUCGCUAAUUUUUCAAUUCCUCCUUAUUGAAGUCACGUAUCAUGAUGCUCGCUCCAUGUUGGAUGAAGCUUCCCUCCCUCUCAUUGGUGUGUGGCAGUUACGUCAACAACGCAACGCAAGGAAAGGGUCUGAAAAGUAUGACGUCAAGGUGGUGCAUUCCUUGGCACCGAUUCUGUCUGCUGUAGAAGUUUCGCAUCCUAAAGGUUUUCUUGUUGCGACAUCUCAUACCAUUGCUGGUAAACAGAUCCCUAUGAAAAACCAAUUAAAUGACUCCUCGGGCAACACAUGCUCUUACUCACCAGAGGCUGGCGAACGUGCCAUGCUCAUUCACAGUCAGAAAGAUUGGGGUGUAGUUGUUGGACGUUGGGUGGGUGACAGUGAAACAGGUGAUUUGGAAAUAUCGUUCUUUAAUGUGGAAAAAAGCUCUUGGCAAACGGUAAAUCGAUCAAGCAGCUCGCAGCCCGAGUUUGCCGAAUAUGAAAUCACGAUAACUGAUGAAGAGAAAUCAGUGUUUAUAAAUCUGGCCACAUGCGAAGUGACAGUGCCCUACACUGACGUUGCAACGUUUCUACCAGAGAUCGUGGCUCUGGCCUACUCCAUUGGCGUGCUCUACAUGUUAUGCCGUAAACGCUCGCAAGAGUUCUAUCCUGUUGAUCCAUUUCAUUCUAGUAGCACGAAGUUGAUACAGCCAUGUCCGCUGAGCAAGGAAAAUCGAGCAUCUCGUGCAGAGAAGCGUGAUGGCAUUUUCACGAGCAGUUCCAGUGGCAAGAAAUCCACGUGGCUCAACCGUGAUCCUCAUGUAUCCAAUAUACUUCUCGCCACUGGUCGGAAUUGCCCGUGGACUCCUAGCAACAGCUUUUUGAAAUAUUAUCACGAGUUUGUGCCAGAUGUGUAUGAUGACAUUUUGAAAAACACAACAAACGAUGAUAUCGCAAUUGCUGAUGCAAAACUUGAAACGAACUAUCUUUUGAAGUACCUAGGGAUAACUGGGAUGAAGACAGGUGCUCAAGGAACAAAGAAAGAAUCACGUAAGGAUAGAGAUGCACCCAAACAGGCAGAAGAAAAGCACCAACGUGAAACCAGCAAUAGUCACAGUGAGGCAAAUGGUGUAACAGCUCUUGAGGAGACACGUGAUCCUUCAUAUGAAGAAAUUGAUCAUAGAGAUCAUCAUGACAAACACAAGGUUAUUCGUGAUGAUGAUAGUGUUAGUGUAUUUAUAUGAACAAUGACAGCAAUAUUUCUUGUACUUCAUGUCUUUUUACGAAUGAAAUGUCACGCUAUAUGAUAUUGCUAGAGUGCUUUCACUGACGUCAUGCCCACCCGCAAGAAGCUUCAAUGAUGACAUUUUACUCUUAUCGGGCCUUGAGUUUUUACUUAAUUAAUUAAACUCGUUUCUUUAUUUAGUUCAUACCAAAAGAAAAUAAAGUUAGUAUUUUUAGUUUUCAAAAAAUCAUACGUCUGCGAUAAUUUAAAUACGUUCAUUACACUAAGAAUAUCAAGAAUGUAAAUUUGAAUAAUACUAAACCUACAGUUCCUUCACAAGUAUUGUCAAUUUACAUUAAAUUAUUGUCCUAGAAGCUUCUAAUUCGUGUAAUUAAAAUCUGAAUAUUA